AUGUCUUCACCCUCCGAUGGGCAAGCCCCAGAAUCACCGAAAGGCACACAACAGAGACCUCGGGCUCCUACAAUUAGUAUAGACGAUACCGCUGUCAACUCCCCUCCUUCCCCCGAAGAACCUCCCAGUGCAGUGUCCGACAAGCCUGGGCCUUUACCACGAAUACAAACAUCUGGACUGGAAUCCGAGCCUACCCUCUCCUCCCCACUUUCAGUGUCGCCAACUGAUGUUCGACCGUCCUCGGACACUCGCGAGUCGCGUCCCACCUCUCCUCAUAAUGUUUCCUCUCCCAGAGCCCAGUUUCUCGAUGGAGCUGCCCACAACUUCCUUGCUGUCCCCGGCUCAAGAGCAAGGGCUACAUCGAUGGAGUCUCAAAACUCGGCUUCCACGUCCGAAUUCGGAGGGGAAACACAGAUCGCUUCAACUAUUUCCGGAACGGAUGAUUUACGCAAGAAUUCGUUGGCCAACAACGACGAUAUCAUGAACGAUGCAGAGGCGCUGAGGCCAGAUCCUGGAACGGAGGCGGAUUUUGAGGUUGAAGACAACAAGUUUGCAUUUAGCCCUGGACAACUGAACAAGAUGAUCAACCCCAAAAAUUUGGCCGCCUUUCAUGCUCUCGGUGGCUUACGAGGUCUAGAGAAGGGCCUGCGUACUGACCGUCACAGCGGUCUAAGUGUGGAUGAAGUUGGUUUGAGUGGCACCGUCGACUUUCAAGAGGCUGUUCAAGCAGGCGCUGAGGCUGAACAACACUACGGCACUGUGAAGAGGACGGCCACUUCCAACUCGCUAACGGCACCCGCAAAGAUUUCCGAAAACUCGUUCGCGGAUCGAAAACGCAUUUUCAAGGACAAUCGCCUGCCCGAAAAGAAAGCCAAAACCUUCUGGCAGCUCGCAUGGAUUGCCUACAAUGACAAGGUGCUCAUUUUACUGUCUGUUGCCGCCGUUAUCUCGCUCGCACUAGGGAUCUACCAGACUGUCAGACCUGCGCCCUCAGAAGAGCAUGAAGCUCGAGUCGAAUGGGUCGAAGGCGUGGCCAUCAUGGUUGCAAUUUUUGUUGUAACUUUCGUGGGUGCGUUGAAUGACUAUCAAAAGGAGCGCCAAUUCAUCAAAUUGAAUCGUAAGAAGGAAGAACGCUUUGUGAAGGUCAUUCGGUCUGGAAAGUCCCAGGAAAUCUCGGUCUACGAUGUCUUGGUCGGGGAUGUUAUGCACCUGGAGCCGGGUGAUCUGAUACCCGUGGAUGGUGUCUUCAUUGAGGGUCAUAAUGUGCGAUGUGACGAAUCUUCAGCGACCGGAGAAUCUGACAUUAUCCGCAAAACCCCAGGUGACGAGGUCUUUCACGCCAUUGAAACUCAUCAGAACUUGAAAAAGAUGGACCCGUUCAUCCUGUCCGGCGGCAAAGUCUCUGAGGGUGUGGGCACAUUUCUUGUGACUGCAACCGGUGUCAAUUCGAGUUAUGGAAAGACCUUGAUGUCGUUACAAGACGAGACUCAGACCACCCCCCUCCAGGUAAAACUGAAUGUUCUCGCCGAGUACAUUGCGAAACUAGGAUUGGCUGCUGGUCUUUUACUCUUCUUGGUGCUUUUCAUCAAAUUCCUCGCGGAGCUCAAGAAUAUUGAUGGCGGUGCUCAGGGCAAGGGUCAACGUUUCCUCCAAAUCUUCAUCGUCGCCGUCACCAUCAUUGUGGUGGCAGUCCCAGAAGGCUUGCCCUUGGCUGUUACGCUGGCCCUUGCGUUUGCGACGACGAGGAUGCUCAAGGACAACAAUCUGGUACGACUCCUGCGAGCAUGUGAGACUAUGGGCAAUGCUACCACUGUGUGCUCUGAUAAAACGGGAACACUGACGCAAAAUAAAAUGACGGUUGUCGCGGGUACGUUGUCUACAGCUUCUAGAUUCGGCGACAAACAACAACCCAUUGAAUCUACAGCUACUGGUGAUGCGAAGGUUCCAGGUCCUACCGUGGCACCCAAUGACGUUUCCUCGGCCGAGUUCUUUGCUACACUUUCUGAAGAUACUAAGUCACUCCUCAAGGAUUCGGUUAUCCUCAACACGACAGCAUUUGAGGGUGAAGAAGAAGGAAAGAAGGUGUUUAUCGGAUCCAAGACUGAAACAGCUCUGAUCCAAUUCGUCGUCGAUCACCUUCCCAUUCAGUCCAUUGGUGAAGAACGAGCGAAUGCAGAAAUCGUCCAGAUGGUUCCGUUCGAUUCUGGUCGCAAAUGUAUGGCUGUGGUCAUCAAACUCCCUAACGGCAAAUAUCGCAUGAUGGUGAAGGGAGCAUCUGAAAUCCUUAUUUCUAAGUGUACCAGGAUCGUCAGCGAUCCCACAAAGGCACUGGUGGAUGCACCAAUGACUCUAGACCAGAUGGAGGCAUUGAACGGCAUUGUCAGCAACUAUGCGUCGCGGUCUCUGCGUACUAUUGCUCUGCUCUACCGAGAUUUCAAUGAAUGGCCGCCGCGAGGUGCUGCUUCUGCGGACGACAAGAAACAAGCCGACUUCGAUAAAGUCUUCAAAGACAUGGUCUUCCUCGGGGUUGUUGGUAUCCAAGAUCCCCUUCGCCCAGGCGUUGAGAAGGCCGUCCGCGAUUGUCAAGUUGCCGGUGUAUUUGUGCGCAUGGUAACAGGUGACAACAUUAUGACCGCCAAAGCGAUUGCAACUGAAUGUGGUAUUUUCACACCGGGUGGGAUUGCUAUGGAAGGACCUGUGUUCCGGAAACUGAGCUCAAAGCAGCUGACACAGGUGAUUCCACGUUUGCAAGUACUUGCCAGAUCAAGCCCCGACGACAAGAAGCUUCUCGUUGGACAUCUGAAGAAGCUCGGAGAGACUGUGGCCGUCACUGGUGAUGGUACCAAUGAUGCUCCCGCGCUCAAAGCUGCAGAUGUUGGUUUCUCCAUGGGCAUCGCAGGCACAGAAGUCGCGAAGGAAGCGUCGGCUAUCAUCCUGAUGGACGAUAACUUUGCAUCGAUUGUAAAAGCCAUCUCUUGGGGCAGGACCGUCAACGACGCUGUCAAGAAGUUCCUUCAGUUCCAAAUCACAGUCAACAUCACCGCAGUCUUCUUGACCUUCAUUUCAGCCGUUGCCAACGAUGACGAAAGCUCUGUGCUGACGGCUGUACAACUUCUGUGGGUCAACCUGAUCAUGGACACUUUCGCUGCCCUCGCCCUCGCCACGGAUCCUCCGUCCCCCUCAGUCCUACAACGACGACCGGAGCCGAAAUCAGCACCGUUGAUCACAGUCACAAUGUGGAAGAUGAUCAUUGGGCAGUCGAUCUAUCAGUUGGUCGUGACACUGGUCUUGUAUUUCGCCGGGGAAAGUAUCCUGUCCUAUCAAACGCAACAUGAAAAGGAUCGCCUUCAAAGUACAAUCUUCAAUACGUUUGUAUGGAUGCAAAUUUUCAAUCAAUACAACUCGCGACGCCUGGACAACAACUUCAAUAUUUUCGAGGGAGUGCUUCGCAACUACUGGUUCAUGGGAAUCCAGAUUAUCAUUGUCGGAGGCCAGUGCUUGAUAAUGUUUGUUGGAGGACAAGCCUUUUCGAUCAAUCGAAUCAACGGAGCCCAAUGGGGCUACUCGAUUGUUCUUGGUGCACUCUCUGUACCGAUGGCAGUCAUCAUACGAUUGAUCCCCGACGAGUUAUUUGCGAGAUUCAUACCCCAUUUGCCGCGGAAAAAGAAGCGGGGUCCAGAUUUUGUGCUCGAAGACGACGAAAAGGUGCAAUGGAACCCUGCACUGGAAGAGAUUCGAGAAGAGUUACAGUUCUUGAAGAGAAUCCGUGGCGGUCGCAUAUCGGAGCUCGCUUACAAACUACAACACCCACGAGAUACAUUUCUACCACGCUCACGCAGUCCGUCACGCUCACGAUCAAACAGCGACUUACCGCAGACACCAGAAGGGGAAAAUGUUGUAUCAGAUACACUAACAGGAUCCCCAAUCACCCCGGAAAGACUAAAACGCCGGGCAAGAUCGAGUUCGAACUCGGUAUUUGGGCCUGCCACGGCAAUGGCUGGAAUCAUUGCAGGAAGCGUCGCUGGAGGUUGGUCACCGAUCGAGAGGCGACCCGAAGAACAAGAAACAGUGCGUUUCACGAGAGCUCGAUCUCAUUCCGGUGUGGAAGGGACGAGUGGUAUGGAGAUCCAUCCAGCAACACCGGCAGAGGAUCCAGUUUUUGCCAGCUCGGCUCCAAGGGUUGGCGUCCCUCCCAGCCAAGAUCCUGAACUUGCUCCGCAUUUCGAUCUUGCACCACCGCACAGUCCUACUGGACGACCCAAAGGCUCACAUUCACGACAAGGAUCUGCUGUCGCUCACAGGCCGAUCUACCUUGCCGCUGGACAAUUUUCCGCACCCGCCUCGUCAUCCGUUCGAGUAAGAGCCUUUCGAUAUUCAAAACCUGUACAAAAGACUACCUGGAGUCCAUAUUCUACAGUUGUCGUCCACAACAAAGGACAAGCUCGUGUCCGCCGGACAAUCAGCUUCAUCCUCAUCAGCACCACCUUCUUCGCAAUCGGUGCCUAUUUUGCCAUUACCUACGCCCCUCCGAUCCCCACGCCCUUCAUCAUGGGUUCAAUGCCCUCGGAUGCCGAAACACUCGAGCUCUACUCCCCGGACAAUGACUUUGCACGCGAAGUUGACGAACACAUCAAAAAUUGUGCCCUGGCACAGUCCCUGAGGGCCAAUCCCGAUUUUGUCGAGUCAAGACCGCACCUGAAAAUCCCCGAAGAGCUGAGAUCACACAAUUUGACGGCAGGGACAUUGGCGGGCCCAGGAAUGAUCGUGGUGCCCCCGUACUACUUCAACGAAAAAGGCGGAAAAUCCAUGGUGCAGAUAUUCUACGUCGGCACGGAUGUUUCUGGACAUCCGGGGAUCGUGCAUGGAGGGUUUCUGGCCACCAUGCUCGACGAGGGACUGGCGCGGUGCGCAUUCCCUGCCAUGCAGAAUAAAGUGGGCGUGACUGCCAAUUUGAACAUUAACUACCUCAAGCCGACGAUGGCUGGACAGUUCCUGGUGCUGCGGGCCAAGACGACGAAAGUCGAAGGCCGCAAAGCGUGGGCUGAAGGGUGGAUUGAGAGCCUUGAGGUUGCCGAAGGAGAGGAACCCGUGAAACUGGUCGAGGCGAGCGCCCUGUUCGUUGAGCCAAAACACGCACAGGGUCACCACAUGACCUCAAGCGUAAAGGAUACCGUGGUGUUGGAAAUUGUCGACUAUUCUUUUCCCUCCAAGACCUUAUUGUGCUCAACUCGGUUCAAGAAGAGUAUCAAAAGCGUUUAG
Molecule: messenger RNA, 5259 nt
Organism: Fonsecaea monophora
Lineage: Eukaryota; Fungi; Ascomycota; Eurotiomycetes; Chaetothyriales; Herpotrichiellaceae
Product: calcium-translocating P-type ATPase, PMCA-type
Exons: 6
Coding region: 1-5259 (1752 amino acids)
Biological process (GO): calcium ion transmembrane transport; intracellular calcium ion homeostasis
Cellular component (GO): intracellular membrane-bounded organelle; membrane
Molecular function (GO): P-type calcium transporter activity; ATP binding; ATP hydrolysis activity
Source: RefSeq, a predicted model, not a curated record